AUGACGCGACAGAGAGCAUUAUCUGUGAGUUCAGAGGCCAGCUUGGACUCGAAGAUCGAAGUCACCACGUACAAAGAAAAGCAUGCGUUCGCUGAUCCUGGAAAUCAUAGUAGGGACCACUUCAAGCGCAGAAUGUCGCCUGUACGCUUUGCAAUGCGCGACUGGUUGCUCCAGUUUACGAAACAUCAGUCAGAAGGGCUGUACAAGCUACAGUGCAAAUUCCGCUGCCCGGCGCUGGAUAAAUAUUUUGCAUACACGUCCCUUAUGGGAUCCCAUAUGUUCUACGUUAUCAUGGUACCCAUGCCACGUUGGCUUGGUUUUAGCGUAAUGUGCAGGGACCUUGUUUAUAUACUUGGGUACUCCAUUUACCUAAGCGGAUUCCUCAAGGACUACUGGUGCUUGCCACGGCCUAAGUCGCCUCCCCUGACAAGAGUCGCGCUGAGUCCAUAUACAACGAAGGAGUAUGGCGCGCCUAGCUCACACACAGCGAAUGCUACUGGGGUAACGCUGUUGCUAUUGUGGUACGUUUACCGCCUUGAAAACGCAUCGAUUUCGUGGAAGCUAGCCGCAAUUGCAGGCGCCUUGUUUUAUUACUUUACUCUCACGCUGGGAAGGAUAUACUGCGGGAUGCAUGGCUUGUUAGACAUUGUUUCAGGAGCUUUAAUAGGCGCCUUGUGCUUUUUUGUGAGAUGGGCGGCCGUAACGUACACCCAUAUUGAUACUGCCAAUAUACAGGAGUGGGGCUGGUGGUUUCCGGUAGCUUCUGUAAGCUUAGGCCUAGUGCUACUUUUUAAUCAUGCGAAGCCAGUCGACCACUGCCCUUGCUUUGAAGAUAGCGUAGCGUUUGUGGGGGUGAUAUCGGGACUUGAAAGUAGCGACUGGCUGCUGUGGCAUGUCGGGAGGUCAGCAGACUUGCACAUCCCUUACAGCUGGUCCGAGUUUGGCGUCUUGCUCACUCUGCGCAGAAUCGCUGUAGGCGUGCUCAUGGUUCUCAUAUGGAAAAGCGUAGUGGGGAAGACACUCAUAUACAAACUGCUAAACCUGGUCUGGGAGGAUGACAGGGGCCGUUACAAGCUCGAGCACAUUGACAAUCCUUCUGAGGAAGUGCCACUUUUCACAGGCAGGUCUCGCACGGAGCUAUUGGGAAGAUUCCUCAUCUACGCAGGCGUUGCAGGAACCGUGGCACUUGCCAGUCCACCACUGUUCCGCUUGCUAGGCGUGUAA
Molecule: messenger RNA, 1224 nt
Organism: Lachancea thermotolerans CBS 6340
Lineage: Eukaryota; Fungi; Ascomycota; Saccharomycetes; Saccharomycetales; Saccharomycetaceae
Product: phosphatase PAP2 family protein
Exons: 1
Coding region: 1-1224 (407 amino acids)
Cellular component (GO): endoplasmic reticulum membrane
Molecular function (GO): sphingosine-1-phosphate phosphatase activity
Source: RefSeq, a predicted model, not a curated record